Molecule: messenger RNA, 845 nt
Organism: Meleagris gallopavo (turkey)
Lineage: Eukaryota; Metazoa; Chordata; Aves; Galliformes; Phasianidae
Product: mid1-interacting protein 1A-like
Biological process (GO): regulation of lipid biosynthetic process
Cellular component (GO): cytosol
Source: RefSeq, a predicted model, not a curated record
UCCUUGACUCUAUAAAAAGCCUCCACGGGGCCGGGCAGCGGCGGGACGCGAGGAGAGCCGAGGCACGGGGCCAUGGAGCAGUACUUCUCGGCCACGCAGAAGAUGGAGCAGGAGGUGAUGUUCCCCAGCCUGCUGCGAGGGGUCUUCCCGCAGGACGGGGCUGACCCAGCCGCCGGCGGCCCCGCAGACCUCUAUGAGCGCUACCAGCUCCUCAAGGCCAUCAAGCCCGUGGUGGAGCGAGGCCUGGCCUCCGUCACCGAUCAGAGCCCCACCAGCAGUGCUGAUGCCGACACGGCCCCAGAUGAUGAUAUAGAUGGGAAUCUGGAGGAGCGGCUGUCCCACCACAUGAAUGGCUUGCAGCAGGUUCUGACCGACCUUACCAAAAACACCAAAGCUCUCACCCGGAGGUACAGCCAGAUCCUGGAGGAGAUCAACCUCGGUGAAGGUCAGAGCAGCUCAUGAGCCUGCACGCAGAGAGUCCAAGGGUAAUCUGACAUUUGCAGCCCAGUGGCAGCUUUACUCCCGUGCCAAGUCCCACCAAGGAUCAUCUUUUGUGACCAGCACAGAGCUUGGCUGUACCAUCGAAGUUGCCACACGGCCAAUCCUCCCAGCAAACCUCAUUGCUUUGUUUCACCUCCAUUUUGGGGGGAUUGUCUUGCAGCAGGCAAGGCAGAAAAGAGUGUUCUCUGUUACUGCUUCCUAGAAGGCAUCUGUAACCUUGAAACAGUGCUUUUGUUCUGCAUGUGCCUAAACCACCUCCCCACUGGUUUCUUUGAUAAUGUCACCAGUUCCCAAAGUCAAUGAUCUGAAAUAAAAUGCAAAGCCUUGAGAAAUGUACAUGUGUG